This is a messenger RNA of Penaeus chinensis, 861 nucleotides long. RefSeq names its product perlucin-like protein. NCBI's taxonomy places the organism in Eukaryota, Metazoa, Arthropoda, Malacostraca, Decapoda, Penaeidae. The transcript is spliced from 4 exons. The record is from RefSeq and is a predicted model, not a curated record. Bases 105 to 572 code for a protein of 155 amino acids.
AAGCCAUAUAUAAAGAGGAUCACGUGCCACUCGCCCUCACAUUGUACCCCAAGAAGGCGACCAUAUAAUUAGCAAGAUAAAAUAAACAGAACAAAACGCUGACGAUGAAGUGGCUCACGUUACUUGCCGUCGCCAUCUUGGCUGUAGGAUGCCACGGGUGCGAGAGCGGCUGGGUGGACAUCGGGGGCGUCUGUUUCGGCCUCUUCACGGAGAGCAUGCCGUGGGCCGACGCCAGGACCUUCUGCCAAGGCCAUGGCGGGGACCUGGCGAAGGUGGCCGACGCCGAUGUGCUCAGGGAUCUGUAUGAGUACAUCAUCACCUACGGUCUGAGCGGGAGCUUCUGGCUGGGCGCGUCCGACCUGACCUUCGAGGGCGACUGGCUGUGGGUGCAGGACAACAGCAGGGUGGACCGCGGGACGCCCUUCUGGGCCAUCCACAGCGGACUCUUCGGCUGGGACCACGAGCCCAACGGCGGCACGGAGGAGAACUGCCUCGUCCUGGAUGAGACGCGCAAAUAUUACUUCAAUGACGCCAACUGCAACCUCGUGUUCCAUCCCGUCUGCAUGGUUUAACAUCCUCUUCCUCUUCUCCUCCUCGCCUUCCACCCACGCGUCUUACAUCCUUUGUAAUCGCACCUACUUGAGCCUGUUCUUAUCCACUGUAUUAUGCCUAUUUCUUAUCGACCAAACCUUUGCCUAGCUUGGCCGUAUCUAUCUUUACAUAUAUUGCUAACAUUUGUAAGUUCCAGAGUAUGUAUCUGAGAUUUUUAGCACAGACGCCUUUAUGCUCUUGUAUCAUAAGGUCUGCUGUAUUGAAAAUGUACUUACGAGAUGAAGUAAAUACAUUUGGCAACUGAUAUAA